CGAACCGUUUUGAAAGGACGGGACGUCCUCUGGCUGGGUUUUUUCAACCAAUGAAAGUGAGCACGCCACACAGAUUUUCCCUCAUUUCUCGUUCUUGUUCAAUACACUUUUCGCCAAGCAAUAAGUUAUUAUAGCCAAACCACGGUCGAGAGUUUUACUGAAGUGGAUGCGUCAGGCCAGACCUCGACAGUAGGGGAAAAAAAUAAAUAUUCAAGAAAAAAGAAAUGGACGCGACGCCAUUGGCCCAGGUGUGGCGAGCGUCGUCAUAGCGACGGAAGCCCGACGCCAAUCUGGAUAAACCAAUCGCUGGGACCUCCGCACGCUAACAUUUUCCCGACAUGCUGGGACUGGACUGAAAAUGCAUACCAUUUUUCUUUUUGGUUUUUGUUUGUUGCAGUGGGUGGUAGAAGUGGGCGGAAGAAGAGGAGUAAGGAGGAUUAACCUGAAAAAAAAAGAAAAAGAAAAACAUACACAGACACAAAAGAGGGAGAGGGCUCCCGCCGACAACAGCAGCCAACCGGGGCAGAAUCAGGUGAGUUGGGUGGUUGUGGGUGGAAAGAAAAACUACCGUGUACGAACUACUAUAGUAGUACACACUGCGUUUUAGUUAUACUAGCUGGAUUUUCCCAAUCCGCAGCGCACCAGCAACAGACUGGAACUCUCCUCCCCCUAAGGCCAUCCAACAGCUAUAUCUCCACCCCCUUGUCUUUCUCUCACAUUUCUAUCUCCAUAUGGACGGGCCCUUUUUUUUAUAUAUUUAUAUAUCUAGUCUACCUAUACCUACUACUACCUUUACUACCUUUAUCUCCUCUGAUGUGUGUGUGGCUAGAAGCCAACUGCUUUUUUUCUUGUUUCUUCUUUCCUUUUCUCUCUUUAUUUUUUAUAUUUUUUUUUGAAGGGUUGAUUUUUUUCUCUACCUCCACCUGGGUGUCUUGCAAGGUGUUACAGCCCCCCACCAAAAAAAAAAAAGAAAAAGGAGAGAGAAGGAGGAGCUCUCUUUUUUAUUUUAUUAUAUAUAUAUAUAUUUUUUUUUGUGUGUUUCAAACUCAGACAGUGAAGUGUCUUAUGCGAGUCGCAGUGCCACACGACCGGCUAGUUCAAGUCCUGACGCCGCCGUGCUCAGGUGUGCAAAUCUAUUCACCUCUCCGAAAAUCCCAAAUCUCAAUCCGUAAAAAACCUCUGACACGAAAAAGUCAACUAUCGCCCGUACGCGCAAACAGUCGCAAUCAGUUACCGCUGCCGGUGUGUUUUGAUAGUUUAUUUUAACAAACACGGAUAUUUUGUAUUCACGCAUUUCUCCUAUCCCAUGCGGGUUUUUUUUAUUUUUAUUUUAUUUUUUUAAAUAUUUUAAUUUGACAACGUGCAAAAGUGGUCAGUUAUUCCCUGAUUUAUUCAUCACGAAAAAAACAAACAAAAAUACCCCGAGUUCGUAUGGUGUUUGUUUGCUGUGUUUGAUUGGUGUCACAAUCUCCCGUGGAAUAAAAAAAAACUCGACAAUUUGUUUAUUCCGGAAUCCGAAAAUUGUUUGUGUAACACACACACACACACACACACACACAAAAAAGGAAAGUGAUUCUCUCUACUUCGAAGAUGUACGAAAAUUCGUCGUCACCCGUGUCAGCUCGCCAGCAACAAGAGGCCGAAAUCAUUCGGCGGAUGAGCGCCGCUCGAUCCAGCGCUUUCAACGUUGUUGCACCUUAUUCACUAGAAGCUCAGCAACAACACGUUAGCAAAGAUAUCGACGGCGGCUAUGGAGCCAAUCCGUUCCUAGGCUCAUUCGGCCUACUGUCGACAUCAUGGUUAGUGUGGUCAUUGCAGCAGCAACAACAACAACAACAACAACAAUCGCAACAGAAUGGAACGGCAGCGAAUUCACCUAAUCCGUUUUUCUACCCGUUCGGUGCUGGCCAUCCCCUUCUGCCCAGCGCUGCAUUUCUCCGCGCAUCUCUAGCGUCGGCCAACCGACCGACUGAACCAGCAUCUCAAGUAUCCCCUGCAUCAGAAGUGCAAGCGAAUAGCAAGUGCCGAUCGAUGGCGCCGCAACAGCCGGCCCCCGAAACGCCGCUCAAUUUGAGCACUAAGCCUAAGGCUAAAGGGAUAUGGUCGCCGGCCAGCUUGUGCGAAGAAGAGCAGAGCAGACGGACAACGACCAGCAUCGGAAAAAUGGCCGCCGCGCCUACCGCCACGACAACUACGGCGGCGAGUUCGCCGGAUCGAUGCGACUCUCCACACAAAGCGACGUCACCGGAUUCGCCUCCGCCCAGCGGACGUAGAUCUUCCGAAGCGGAAGACACCAGUCCUUAUCACUACCGGACAACAUCAGCUUCUAAUAACGCGACGGCUCGAUUCGCCCGUGGCCCGACGGCCGCCGCUCUCUUCCGGCCAUUCGACCCGUUUUACAACAUGCGAUUACCUGGUCAUGGCGCAAUGGGUGGCAGCUGGAAGACGGCCGAUGAUCACCAUCAGAUUCAUCAUCAUCAAUACCAUCAGGAGCCUCAGCACAGUCCGCAAGACAGUCGGCAGAGUUCCGGCGGGGAGGAGAGCGUCUACUCGGACAACACAAAAGAUGAGGACAUGACGGCCCAUUUUUGCCGUAGUUGUGAUCAAUCUUUUACCUCCGCUCACGCUCUCGAAUCGCACGUGCGUCAAAAUCACUGCGACGUCAUGAUGGACGGCUCUUCCGUCAGCGGAGACGGUGCUGGACACCAAAGAGUUUCAAUGGGCGCGUUCCCUUGCUCCCGCUGUCCUAAAGUUUUUGAAAUUGGCGCCAGUCUCGAACAGCAUCUAGCCACGCAUCACGCCUCACGCUCGUUCCAGUGUAAACAAUGCGGCAAGACGUUUAAACGGUCAUCAACGUUAUCGACGCAUCUGCUUAUUCAUUCUGAUACGAGACCUUAUCCAUGCCAGUAUUGCGGCAAACGGUUUCAUCAGAAAUCCGAUAUGAAGAAACACACCUAUAUCCAUACAGGUGAAAAGCCUCACAAAUGCAUCGUGUGCAGUAAAGCCUUCAGCCAGUCGUCCAAUCUGAUCACCCACAUGCGCAAGCACACUGGAUACAAGCCGUUCGCUUGCGGUCUGUGCGACAAGGCCUUCCAGCGCAAGGUCGACCUGCGGCGGCACCGCGACAGCCAGCACCCGGCCAUGGCCCACCUGCCGCUCCCGCCGCCCCUCCCACUCAACAAAAGCGAGCGGACAAACGUCAGCAACGUUACACUUAGCAGCACUGCCACCACCAUCGCUUGAAAAAUGAUUAUUUUCCGCUGUCAUCUUUUUUAUUUUGGAAACAAAGAAGAAAUGGAACCAGAUAAGACGACGAUGUCAACCAAAAUGAGAAAAAAGGAAACGAAACAAAAGACUAACGGGGCUGAUACAUUGACCUUAUCAAAGUAUUCACAGCCGUCGGCUGGACUCUGGCUUCAAUUUGACCGUUUCCAACUGAAUGAUUUCUAAAGGAGAUGAAGUAAUGGCCGUGACAGUUGAUAUACAUUUAUACAUCACCAUACGUACAGUACACAUAUUGGAAGAAGAUAUGGUUUAGGUACAGAAUCUGACAACACACAAUGCGUGCCUUUAUUCGACAUUCAAAUGAUUUAAUGAUUUUUCGGAAAAAAAAAAAAAUAAUAAUUACCAAAACAAAAGUAUUUAAUAUAAGGUGUAUAGAUCAACUUGUUGCUCUAUAGCUCACUCACUCAAUCAACGGCUCACAGAUUCACACCAUCCACAUUCUCCCCCCCUUUUUGUAUACCAAUGUAGUCCGUCUUUUUUUUUCUUUCACGAAUCGCUUUUUCUUUCUAGUCUCUUAUUAUGUAAAUGCGCGCCUUUUUUAAAUGUGAAAAAUCAAUUGUUGCGUCACUUGUCUGUUUAGGCCGAAUAAUGUUUUCACUGUCUGUAAUUAUUCAACGCAUUUGAUAAAUCAUUUUUCCUUUGAGCUAAUUCACAAUUCACCCUUUUAACCAAACACCUCCAAAACUGAAUGACUGUAUUUAUGUAAUUGCUUGUCAUUUUUAUUUCCCUUAAAUUGUAAUGCCCAGUAGUCCAUAUUUACCAGAGUUACCAAUAAUGAGACAAAGAGGAAAGAA
This is a messenger RNA of Daphnia magna, 4079 nucleotides long. Its product is annotated as zinc finger protein 324B. Bases 1591 to 3243 code for a protein of 550 amino acids. The transcript is spliced from 6 exons. NCBI's taxonomy places the organism in Eukaryota, Metazoa, Arthropoda, Branchiopoda, Diplostraca, Daphniidae. Gene Ontology annotation, molecular function: RNA polymerase II cis-regulatory region sequence-specific DNA binding; DNA-binding transcription factor activity, RNA polymerase II-specific. The record is from RefSeq and is a predicted model, not a curated record. Gene Ontology annotation, biological process: regulation of transcription by RNA polymerase II.